AUGCGCUUUGUUGAGGCUUUGGGUCAUUUUGGUGAUAAUCAUGUGGUUCGCCUACGCGAAUUCUCCAAGUCCCUAACUAAUCGGGCAUACCGUUGGUAUUUCAACCUCGAGCCAGACUCCAUCAGUACUUGGGAGCAGCUGAAAGAUCAUUUUCUUACCAAGUUUUUCCAGGCUGAAGAGCGUGUCACCACCUUGUCCCUCACAAAAGAGGCCCAAGAAGACAAUGAAGAUGUCCUUGCCUUUAUCAACCGAUUCAGUGAUCGUGCAGGUCAGUGCUUCGAAAGUAGCAAUGAAAUAGACUUGCUUGGCGAGCUUAAGAUCGCUGCCCAGAAUCUCAAAGAUCUCAAGCCAGUCGCUACUAAGUAUAAGCCUCCGAAGUAUGAUGCUCCUAAGUUUGAAGUUCCAAAGCCUUCUAAUCGCAAACCUGCACCUGCAGUGACCAUCGAGGAAUGCCCACAAAAACGGUUUGAUAGGUCCCAAUCUAAGCCACAAGGCGACGAGCCACCACCUUUCCCCAUUCGCAUCGAGGAGGUCAAGAAUACACUCGCCCAAUCAGUCAAGGAUGGCGUUGUCGUUCUACCCACUCCACGUCGCGAUCCCACCCCAACUGAUAGAGCUAAUGCUGAUUUCUGUGUUUACCAUCAAAGUGUUACUCAUCCCACUAUUAAUUGCCGGGGCUUGCGCCGCCUCUUUCAACGACGAAUGGCAACUGGUGAUCUUGAAGUCACCCCUCUUAAGGAUGUUCGUAGGUUCCUGUACCCUAAUCAUCAUGUGGCUAUUAUCACCUGCUAUGAUGAGCUCGCAGAAACAAAUUUAGGCUAUGAGGCAAAGCCUUCUUCAGAAACGGAUAUGUGUCCUUUAGUCGCCUUUGUUAAACCCAACUCUCCUGCAUUAAAGAAAACUCUAUCCUUCUCUAAUGCUGACAAACAAAGCACAAGUGCCCAAAAUCGACCAUUGUAUGUGCUGGCUUCUAUCAAGGGGGUGGAAUUCAAGCGCGCUUUUCUUGACAAUGGUUCUUCCAUCAAUGUUAUGCCGCUCUCUAACUUUCGUAAAGCAGGCAUCUCUGAGGAUCGUCUGAUCAAAGAGCCAAUCGAGGUUGCAGGAUUUGGCAAUGAUCUUCAUCGCACGAUGGGUUAUGUUAAUGUUGAUCUAGCUGUUAACAAAUUCCAAGCCUCCAUGAAGUUCCAUGUUAUUGACAGCGACACUUCUUAUCACAUCCUUCUGGAGCGCGCAUGGAUGCACUGCUUUAGCAUCGUCCCUUCCACUUACCAUCAAUGUUUCAAAGGCAUUUGGAAUAACAAGGUUGUCACCGUCCCGUGUUCAGAUCGCCCCUUUGCCACCUUUGAGGCUCAUUACACCGAUGCAUUAUUCUUCAAUGACCUUGAUGACUACGCAUAA
Molecule: messenger RNA, 1398 nt
Organism: Cornus florida
Lineage: Eukaryota; Viridiplantae; Streptophyta; Magnoliopsida; Cornales; Cornaceae
Exons: 2
Coding region: 1-1398 (465 amino acids)
Source: RefSeq, a predicted model, not a curated record